AUGAUAAUCAAAAGCUAUGAUUUGUUUCGUUGUUCUUUGUGCACUGUCGAUAGUGCAGUCUGCAGCAUUUGACGAGAGGCAACCUAAUAUCAUUUACAUCCUGAGCGAUGACCUGGGACAUGCAGACGUCGGUUUUACUGGAGGGAGAAUCAAAACACCAAACUUGGAUAAACUGGCAAAGGAAGGUGUGCUCCUAAAACAGCACUACGUCCAGCCGAUUUGUUCUCCAACUCGAAGUGCCCUAAUGUCAGGCAGGUAUCCAAUACACACAGGAUUUCAACAUAGCGUCAUCCAUCCCGGGGAACCCUGGGGUCUUCAUCUGGACGAGACCAUCAUCCCUCAGAUACUUAAGGAGUAUAACUACUCAACUCAUGCUGUGGGAAAGUGGCAUCUUGGUAUGCACACAUGGUCCUACACCCCUGCACAUCGUGGGUUCGAUGACUUCUUUGGGUACUAUCUGGGAAGUCAGGACUACAACACCCACAUAAGGGGCGGAGGAUAUGAUCUGAGAGACGAUUACUGGACUAAGAAAGGCAAGUUCGUUGACGAUGUGAGAUACGAUCUGAAGGGACAGUACAGCACGGAGCUUUACACUCAGCGGAUGGUAGAUCUGAUCUCUGACAAGAAGGCUCAAAAGAACCCCUUCUUUAUUUAUAUGGCUUAUCAGAACGUACACGCUCCUCAUAUGGUCCCUCAACGGUACAUAGACCAGUAUUCGACCCAUAUAAAAGAUGGACAGGAAAAAACCUUCGCAGCGAUGGUCAGUGCAAUGGACGAAGGGAUAGGAAACAUAACCGCAGCACUGGAAGCAGCAGGUUUGGCUGAAGUAAGAGAUAUUUACCCUCUGUAG
Bolinopsis microptera is the source of this 850-nucleotide messenger RNA. Its product is annotated as arylsulfatase B-like. The transcript has 2 exons. Lineage: Eukaryota; Metazoa; Ctenophora; Tentaculata; Lobata; Bolinopsidae. The record is from RefSeq and is a predicted model, not a curated record. Bases 17 to 850 code for a protein of 277 amino acids.